AGAAACGGGAGGGGGUGACCACGCUCAGUGACGUAGUCGCAUCCUACAUUUACAUGUUCUAUCUAAAUUGCCGAGAGCAGUUUGUAGUCACAACAAUGGAUGCUAAUCCACCCAAGAAGAAGAGGAAGAUCUGUACUGACGAGACAGCGGCGGCGCUGUCACUUCCCGAUGCCGUCGUUCUCGAUAUUCUGGAGAGGCUGCCCACCGACGAUGUCCUCCGGUUUCGCCACGUAUGCAGAGCCUGGAGCGCCACGGUCGGCCGCGACCCCGCCUUCGCCCGCGCGCACCUGCAGCGCUGGCGGGCGGAGAUGCCCGUGGUCUCGCCGUGCAGCCCCGGGUCGGGCCCAUUCCUCAAGAUAUACCGGUACCGUGAGUCCGGCGAGUGCGGCGGGCCCGUGUCACGGGUCCAGCUCCGCUCCCCGCGGAGCUUCGACCGCAGCAUCGUGCACUGCGACGGCGUCCUCCUCGUCUGCAGCGCCGCGGAGCUGCUCGCGUGGAACCCGGCCACCGGCGAGUCGGCGCGGCUCCCGCGCGGCGCGCCCAGCUGCAGCGGCGCCGGCAUCGACCGCCUCGGCUUCUGCUACGACGCGGCCGCGCGCGCGCUCAAGGCGGUCCGCUACUACUACCGCGUCCACGACGUCCAGGCCGGGGCGUACAGCAUCGGCGUCGAGGUCCUCGCGCUGGGGCAGGGCCAGGGCCCGCCCUCGUGGCGCCCUGCCGCCCGUGAUCCGCCGUGCCCGAUCUACGGCACGCCCCCCGCGUCCGUCGGCAGCACGGUGUACUGGGUCAUCGACGACCGCUUCCUCGACGGCGCCGGCGCCGGCCCCAAGUCGCAGGCCCAGCCCGGAGCGUCCACCCUCCUCUCCUUCGACGUGACGAGCGGCGAGUACAGCGUUGUCGACGGUCCCCCGUGCCGGUGGAGGUGCCAGGACGUGGCGCUGGGCAACGUGGGCGGCGCGCUGUGCGUCGUCGCGACGUGGAAGAGCUUGCUAGGCACGGUGUGGCUGCGCACGGCGGCGGGGACGUGGACGCAGGUCCUCGGGUUGGACACGGAGUACAUAUUGGCGCGUGUGGUGCCGGUGGGGAUGUGCGCGAGCACAGGGGAGAUGCUGCUGCUCGCGGGCCGGUCCAUGCACCACUGCUGCAUCGCCGGCACCGGAAAGGCGCGCGUGGUGGUCGACGUUAGAGGGCAGCUGAAGAACUGCGGACGUAAUUCUGCGCGCAGUGGAGUGAUCGCCAAGACGCUCGUGUUCAUGUACACGCCGUCGCUCAUAAAGAUCGCUGGUUGAUUGAAAGCUGGAUUUCAGCCGGAUCUUUGUAGGUGUAUAGGCCAAACUAGCCAUGCCCGCGCGACUGUAUGCCGCGUCCCGUCGAUACGUUAUGUGUAUAUAUACUAUUUUUAUUUCGUGUGAUGAAAAAUAAGAGUUUUAUGAGGAUAAGUUUGCA
Aegilops tauschii subsp. strangulata is the source of this 1446-nucleotide messenger RNA. RefSeq names its product putative F-box protein At3g10430. Lineage: Eukaryota; Viridiplantae; Streptophyta; Magnoliopsida; Poales; Poaceae. The record is from RefSeq and is a predicted model, not a curated record. Gene Ontology annotation, molecular function: protein binding.